This is a messenger RNA of Nerophis ophidion (straightnose pipefish), 3507 nucleotides long. Its product is annotated as protein phosphatase 1 regulatory subunit 14A-like. The coding region runs from base 581 to 1048 and encodes 155 amino acids. The transcript is spliced from 5 exons. The record is from RefSeq and is a predicted model, not a curated record. NCBI's taxonomy places the organism in Eukaryota, Metazoa, Chordata, Actinopteri, Syngnathiformes, Syngnathidae. Gene Ontology annotation, biological process: regulation of phosphorylation. Gene Ontology annotation, cellular component: cytoplasm. Gene Ontology annotation, molecular function: protein serine/threonine phosphatase inhibitor activity.
GUUGGUGAGGUUGUUUCUUGGCUGAAUUGUCAGAAGCGGCUCGACCCUCAGAGGCUUCUUCUUGCCGAUGACUUGAAACUGUGAGCUGGGCUGCAGGACGCAGACGUCCUUGCCGUCUUUCAGGCAGGAGACCAGCACACACUGCGGGCUGCCGUCCAUCGGGAAGCCGAGCAGGGCCAGCUGGCACUGGGGCUCCGAGCAGCACUCCGCCCGGCACAGCUCCGGCUCGGAGAUGUCGAACCUCCACGCCAGGUGAUGAGCUCCGGCCUCGAUGGAGGACGAGUUCAGUUCCAGGUUCGUAUCGUCGACCUGCUCCCACUCACAGGCCCCGACCAGGCCGAAGAAAAGUACUAAACACUUAAGAACUUCCUUCAUCUUCUUCCUGGAUCCCGAAUGGCAAAAAUGGUUAAACCAAAAAUCCCCAAAUAAAAGCUUGACGGUAAAACUUCUUGACAACAAAAUGGACAAUGCGUUCACCACUUCCUACUUUUAAUGACGCAGUGAAGACACCUGCUCGACAGCUGGAAUUUUGGGAGAAAGAAGACAUUUUAAAGAGAAUACUUUGUCCCGCACCAUCCUGAUGGCAGCCAACCGGGUGGGGCGGCGGGUCAACAAGGUGUGCCACCCCUCACCAAACCGGGCGGGUGGCGGGAGCAGCGUGGGACGUGAGCCGGGUCACGGCCUGCAGAGACGGCAGGCCAGAGUCACGGUCAAGUACAACCGCAAGGAGCUGCAGAGGAGGCUGGACGUGGAGAAGUGGAUCGACUGCGGCCUGGACGAGCUCUACAGGGGCCGGGAGGAGGACAUGCCCGAGGAGGUGAACAUCGAUCACCUUCUGGACCUGAAGACGGACGGCGAGAGGAUGCAAAGACUGCAGGAGAUCCUUCAGUUGUGUAACAACAACACGGAGGUGUUUAUCAGCGAGCUGUUGGUGAAACUUCACGGCUUACAGAAGCAAGAGGAGCUCCACAACGACGGCAUCGACCUUCCGCAGCUACACAUCUACCCCGCCCGCGCCGGAUCAUCCGACAGGGAGGUGCUGCACUGACAAAGCAAGCGUACCCGCUGCCUUUAAAUGCCCCUUCCUUCCCCCACUACCCUUGCAGCAUAUCUAAGGAGAGAAAUGUGUGUCUUUUUAUGCUACCAAACAAAACAUUUUUAAACUUAAAAAUACAUUUGAAAAAUAACAAUUCAAAGAAAAUAUACUUUUUUUUAAGCUAAUAUUGUAGCCAUACACUUUGUUAUUUAACUAUUAGCAUGGUUACAUUAAUGUGCUGAGUUUUUUACUGAGUCAUAUAACUUGGUACUUUAAAUAUACUGUUAGCAUGCUAACUUUUUUUUAGCUUAUUUCUCAGGCAUAUACACCUUAGUCAUUAAACUUGGACUGUGGCACAUGCUAACUGUUAGCAUGCUCACUUUUUUUUUUUUUUUUUUAGCCUAUUUUGCAGUCGCCCCCCUCAAAGUUAUAACUUGGUACUUGACACACGCUAAGGUUAACAUGCUUACCUUUUUAGCCUAUUUUGCCAGCGUACACCUCAGUCGUAUAACUUGGCAUGUGACACAUGCAAAUUGUUUGCGCGCUAACGUUAGCACGUUCGCUUUUUUAAGCUAAAUUUGCGUCCUUAUGCCUCAGUUAUGUUAGAAGCCUUUUUUGGGGACAGUAACCACCAGCCCUAGUAUUUGCUUAUUUCCCUCCAAACAUGUUUAGGGCAAGACCAAUAAAAAGUCUGUGUACAUAUUGUUCAGAGAAGGCUCCGCCCACAAAAUUGAAGAGGAGUUGAAAGCAAAAUAUUUUUUGUGACAAAAAAAAUUUUUUCAUUGAUUUAUUUUUUGUCAAAUCUUGUUUUGUUUGGUUGCAUAACGAGGCAGUAAUUUCUCUCCAUACACCCUCCAGUCAGGGAGGGAACAGACUGGAAAGCAAACAUGCCGAAAAGAAGUGUGACGGUCUUUUUCCAAAGGUGCUGAAUGUCCACCUCAGCAAUAACGGGAAACAAACACACCUGAAACGACCCUAUCACAAGCACCAUCACACACACACACAUUCUUGUAUUUCUUACCUUUUUGAGACAUGCGAAAAACACCUACCUCUUUAGGACCAACCUUUCUAGAUGUAUAAAGAUGUGUAUUUACAACAUCAAUCAAUACAUAGAAACUAUGAAAAUAUUAAAAAGGUAAGCGUUUAGCUUUUUUGAUUGUAAUCAUUCUUUACUUUGUUAUUACAGCAUGUCUCCAUAUACACAUUUUUUUUAUUUUUGUAUUCAUUUUGGCCAAAGGGGGCGCAUUUCAAUUUCUUAUACACACUUGUUAUUUCAUACGUUGACCAGAGGGGUAACUAUUUUAAAAGCGACACACAGUCAAGUUGAAAAAUCUCUCCUUUUUUGGAACCACCCGGCUUUUGAAUGAUUUCACCAUCAGGGGUGCAAAUGAGACAUUCUCUAUUACAGUGGUUCUCAAAUGGGGGUACGCGUACCCCUGGGGGUACUUGAAGGUAUGCCAAGGGGUACGUGAGAUUUUUUUUUAAAUAUUCUAAAAAUAACAACAAUUCAAAAAUCCUUUAUAAAUAUAUUUAUUGAAUAAUACUUCAACAAAAUAUGAAUGUAAGUUCAUAAACUGUGAAAAGAAAUGCAACAAUGCAAUAUUCAGUGUUGACAGCUAGAUUUUUGUGGACAUGUUCCAUAAAUAUUGAUGUUAAAGAUAUGUUUACAAAUAAGUUCAUGAAUCCAGAUGGAUCUCUUUUACAAUCCCCAGAGAGGGCACUUUAAGUUGAUGAUUACUUCUAUGUGUAGAAAUCUUUAUUUAUAAUUGAAUCACUUUUUUAUUUUUCAACAAGAUUUUAGUUAUUUUUAUAAAUAUUUUUUCCUAAUAGUUCAAGAAAGACCACUACAAAUGAGCAAUAUUUUGCACUGGUUAUACAAUUUAAUAAAUCAUAAACUGAUGACAUAGUGCUGUAUUUUACUUCUUUAUCUCUUUUUUUCAACCAAAAAUGCUUCGCUCUGAUUAGGGGGUACUUGAAUUAAAAAAAUGUUCACAGGAGGUACAUCACUGAAAAAAGGUUGAGAACCACUGCUUUAUUAGAUGCAAUGUUAUUAGGAUUAUGAUUUAUGUCAUAACUUGUUCAUCGGUCCUCAUGUGGAAGGAGCUUUUCCUUGUUGAUGUCUCAAGAAGGGUAGAAAUACAAGAAGACACACGCACACACGGAUGUGUGACAGAUCAAAUGUGUGAUUCUAGUCAGUGGAAGUGGUAACAUCUGUGCUUUUUCCAUUCCUGCUGGUUUCACUCACAUGUUGCUAGUGCAAACACACAGGUCACCACACUGACCUUCACAACAGCGCCACAGUGUGUGUUCGUGAAGAAACAAGCACUUCCUGGAUGACACAUUCCAUCCUCAAGCCUUGUUUACAGUACCAUGAUGCACCUGUUUUAAUCUCUUUUGGCCUUUACUUUUGUUCUCAUCUUCUUUCUUAAAAUGUUUGUACAUGGUUUUAAAUUAAACACAAAUGUCCAAAA